This is a messenger RNA of Brienomyrus brachyistius, 9096 nucleotides long. RefSeq names its product E3 SUMO-protein ligase RanBP2-like. Gene Ontology annotation, cellular component: nuclear pore; cytoplasm. Gene Ontology annotation, molecular function: peptidyl-prolyl cis-trans isomerase activity; protein binding; GTPase activator activity. Gene Ontology annotation, biological process: protein peptidyl-prolyl isomerization; NLS-bearing protein import into nucleus; protein folding. The record is from RefSeq and is a predicted model, not a curated record. Lineage: Eukaryota; Metazoa; Chordata; Actinopteri; Osteoglossiformes; Mormyridae.
UGUCUGAGUUUGCGUAGUGAGGAGAUAAUGGAGGCCGUUAAGUGUGUCGGAGAAGUGUCGUUAUAUUGAAGCUGUCCUGUAGUUUAUUAUUCUUUUGUCUUUCUUUUUUGGUAUUUUAUUUAUAGAAAUAGCUGAAUAGACUGAAACGCGUCUCCUGAAAACCAUGCGCCGAAGCAAGGCCGAGGUGGAGUGCUAUAUUUCGGCGGUUCAGAGCGCCUCGCCGUCCCUGAAGGAGAAACCCGUGAAAGGAUUCUUAUUUGCAAAAUUGUAUUUUGAAGCAAAGGAGUAUGAGCUUGCUAAAAGGCAUGUGUCAGCCUAUUUGACAGUGCAGGAAAGAGAUCCCAAAGCACAUAAAUUUCUGGGCCAACUGUAUGAGAAAGAGGGAGACAUUGACAAAGCUGUGGGAUGCUACAAGAGGUCUGUUGACCUGAACCCGGCUCAGAAAGACCUAGUUCUGAAGGUUGCAGAACUGCUCUGCAGCAAGUCUGAGCCAGACAGCCGAGCCAAAUUCUGGGUAGACAAGGCAGCAAAGCUUCUGCCUGGAAGUCCAGCUGCCUUCAACCUCAAGGAGAAACUGCUUAGCAGGCAGGGCCAGCAGGGAUGGAACCAGCUGUUUGACCUCCUGCAGUCAGAGCUACAGCUGCGUCCUGAUGAUGUACACGUGAACAUCAGACUGGUGCUGCUGUAUUCCUCAGAUGGACAGCUGGAGGCAGCGGCCAGACAUUGUCUUGAUACUGAGAAGAAGGGACUCCUUCGUCAUAGCCUGGAUUGGUACUCAACUGUCGUGCAGACACUUCAGGAGUACACUGCGCAGCCCAGCGUGUCGGCCAACGCCGCAUGGUGUCGGGAGUUGCAGAGGGAGCUGCUGCUGGCACACUGCAGCCUGCUGAGGCUCACACUCUCAGAAAAGGGUGUGCAGCAUGGGGUAGAGGCCCUGCAGAGCUUUGAUCACGCCAUGCAGUCCGCAGAAAGGCUGGCCACAAACACCACGGAUGAGCUGUCUGAGAUAUUCUCGGAGCUGCGAGGCCACCUAUACAUGUAUGCUGGGGUGCUCCUGCUGAAGAUGGCGCACGACAAGAUGCAGCAGUGGAGGGCAGUGGUUGACCUGGCAGCCCUCUGUUACCUUCUGGCUUACCAGGUACCCAGGUCGAAGUGGAGGCCCUCCAAAGGCGACCAGUCUUUCCACCAGCUGCUUGACCACCUCGCUUGUGACCGCCAGAGUCAGUCGGGUCACAUGCUUCUGAACCUCAGUGGGCAGUGUGAGACCUUUGUGAAGGAUGUGGUGGAGGCCUUUGGCAACCGGAGUGGGCAGGGAAGUCUGUUUGAGAUGCUCUUUGGCAACUGGGCCGCCGUUGCCCCCUCCUUCAUUGGCAAUGAUGACGUCGCUAUUCUUGGCGCCCAGGUGCCCGAUAUGGCAGACCUCUUGAAGUGGGACAGUGGUGCGAUUCUGUACCAUUCGGGGGACCUGCAGCACCUAGCCUGGCUGGGUCUGCAGUGGACCUUAAUGGACCGGCAGGUGGCCCUCAGGGAUUGGCUGAUGCAGCUCUUCCCUCGGCUCACACUGGAAACCUCUAAGUUAGACACGGAUGCCCCAGAAUCCAUAUGUCUGCUUGACCUGGAGGUUUUCUUGUCUGGAGUUGUGUUUACCAGCCAUGCUCAGCUACAGGAGGUUUCCAGGAUUGCAGGCAGUUCCCAGCUACAUGAGCCCAGAUGUCUCCCACUGCCUAUUAUCAAGCUGCUGUCCACGGACAGGCAGAGGAGCUGGUGGGAUGCAGUGUACAAACUCAUCCACAAGAUGGCCCCGCCAGGGAUGUCUGCGAAAUUAAGGGUGACAGUCCAGCACGGUCUAAGCACCCUGAGAGCUGGAGAGAAACACGGCCUGCAGCCAGCAUUGAUCAUCCACUGGGCUCAGCACCUCAGUGAAAUGGGAGGUGGAUUAAACUCUUAUUACGACCAGAAAGAGUACUUUGGCCGCAGCGUUCACUACUGGAAGGCCGUGCAGCCGCUCCUGGAGAAAAUCAAGAGACGCAGGAGCAUUCCUGAGCCGCUCGACCCCAUGUUCCCGCACUUUCACAGUAAAGACAUUCAGGUCUCUGCUGUCAAAGGUUAUGAAGAUGAAGCCAGUAUUGCUUCAGCAUUGCAUCUUGAUAUUGAGGGCAAAACUGAAGAAGCAAUCACUGUGCUUGAGACACUCGACACUGUCUCCUCCAGCUGGCAUCUUGCCAGGAUCUUUCAGAGGCUUUCUGAAGAAGCGGGCAGUGGGUUGGAAGAAACCAAAGACCGGUGCAUCGCAUUCUUAAUGAGCUUCAGGAAACAAUUAAGGAGAAUUUCUCGUGCCAGUGCAUCAGAAACCGAAAAGCUUCCUGUUUCAAGGGAGGAGGUUAUGGACCUUCUGAAUGACGUGAACCAGCAGCUGGGGGAGACUGAGGCUGAUAUUGAAGGGGUUGGCAGAACUCGGCCAAUGCAAUCCAGCCCCUGUCAGAUGAGCCAGCUGACCGAGCCCAACAUGUCUGUCUCGCACAUCAAGUUCUCCAGUCCAUCCCCAAACAAGAGCAUGUCAUCGCCCUCUAAGAGACACAUGUUCUCUCCUAAGACGCCACCUUACUGGGUCGAGGACCAGAAAAAUCUCCUGCAGAUGCUCUGUCAGCAAGUGGAAGCUCUUAAGAAAGAGGUCCAUGACUUGAAGCGCAACUCUUCUGGGUCCAGAGUAUCCCCUCCUCACCCCAAGGCGUAUGGGGAUGGGUACAGUGCAGAAGCACUUCAAGACUCAUUCCCAGCAGCACAGAGCUUUCAUGGUGCACCUCUUACAGUGGCCACUACUGGUCCUUCUGUAUAUUAUAACCAAUCCCCUGCUUACAACUCACAGUAUCUUCUACCAGCAGCUACCAAUGUCACUCCAACCAAGGCUCCAGUAUACGGUAUCAACCGUUUCCCGCCACAGCAGCACAUGUAUGCCUACCAGCAGCCCACACAUACACCUCCUUUGCAGGCAACUCAACCUUGCAUGUAUCCCCAGGACCAAGUGUAUGGAGCUCCUCUGCGCUUUGAGUCUCCUGCCACUAGCCUACUUUCCCCAUACAGCGAGGAGUAUUAUGGCCAUGCAGUUCCUCAGCCCACCACCAAUCACCCACUACCUGAGCCUGGUUAUUUCACCAAGCCUUCUGUUCCUGUUCAGCCACCAAAAAAUAGCGAAACAAAGUCUGUGGACUUUGGCAAGAUGAGCUUUGGUCAAAAACUUCCCGUUGAAACUCCUAAGAUUCCUAGCUUUGGAGCAGGGGCAGUUGCCCAGUCAACACCUGUAACUGCAGCAUUCAAGUUCAACUCAAAUUUUAAAUCCAACGAUGGGGAUUUUACAUUCUCAUCCACUCAGGCAAAAAGUAACAGUGAAAGCCUGUUAGGACUCCUGACAUCUGACCUUCCCCCUAGAGCCGAAGGAUCUUUAGGACAAAAGACUCCAACUCAAGACCAGGCACAGAAUCAGGGUGGAUUCAUCACCUUUGGUAAUAAAGGUGGUGUCCCUAACUUUUCCUUUGCGGAUGUAUUUCAGAACCAGAAUAAGUCUCAUCCUUCUGGGAAAACUCAGCCAUUUAGUUUUGAUGGAGCCAAGUCAGUUUCCAGCAUGACAGCCAAGGAUGCGCAUGAAGAAAAAGAUGUUGAAAGCGACAGUGAAAGCACUCGUGUUGAGGAAGAUGAAGAUGGCCCUCACUUUGAGCCCAUUGUGCCCCUACCUGAUAAAGUGGAUGUUAAAACAGGUGAAGAGGAUGAAGAGGAAAUGUACUGCAACAGAGCAAAAUUGUUCCGCUUUGAAACUCAAACAAAAGAGUGGAAAGAGAGGGGGAUUGGCAGCAUUAAAAUCCUGAGGCACAGGGCAUCAGGCAAGGUACGCUUGCUAAUGAGAAGAGAGCAAGUGCUAAAAAUUUGCGCCAAUCACUACAUCACUGCAGAUAUGGUAUUAAAGCCUAAUGCUGGUUCUGAUAAAUCCUGGGUUUGGUAUGCGAUUGAUUAUGCAGAUGAAAUGCCCAAGCAUGAGCAGCUGGCCAUCCGGUUUAAAACUGCAGAUGAAGCAGCCCUUUUUAAGGCCAGGUUUGUGGAGGCCCAAGAGGUGGUGUCAAAGUCUCCUCAGAAACAGGAACAACCAGCUGACAAAGAACUUUCUUCAAAGACCUCUCCUUCAAAACCAAGAGGCAAAGAAGUAGGGUUUGGACUUCAGUUUGCAAAGAAAGAAGGGGAGUGGGACUGUGAUGUAUGCUGUGUGAGGAAUAAGCCUACCGCAGUUCAGUGUAUUUCCUGCCAGAGCCCUAACCCAAAUGCUAAACCGCAGCUGGAUUCAGCCACUAAGGGAUUUUUAGAAUCCACCUCGGGGUUCAGUACUCCGAAGAACACAAGCUUUAGCUCUAGCGCACCCGCUUUUGGGUCAUUUGCUCCAUUGCCUACAUCUUUUAAGUUCGGGACAAGCAGUCCUGCUGCCAGCCAGUCAAGUUUUGGUGAUGUGUUUGCCAAGAAGGAAGGGGAAUGGCACUGUGAAGUCUGCCUAACUAAAAAUGCUGCAGCAGUAGCAAAAUGUGCGUCAUGUCAGGCCCCCUGUAAAGUACAGGGUGACAUGGCAACUGCUUUGGGGUCUGGGGAUUGUAGUACACGCCCAGUUAAAAAUGAGUCCUCCUCAAAUCCUGAUGCUAAAGGCACAGUUACAGCUACACCAUCGGUUUCUGCCUUUAAUUUCAACUUUGGUGGUAAAAAGUCAGUACCCCAACCUCUAGCCACUGGGUUUCAGACAACUUUCAAUGCUAGCAGUACCUUUACGUUUGGCCAAGCUGAAGACAGCUCCACUCCACUGUCAUUUAAGUUUCAGGCACCUUCACCUCAGGUGGAUAUUAAAACUCCCAAUAUGGGCUUUUCCUUUUCAAUGCAAGUACCUGCUCACGGAUUUAAGUUUGGUACUCAAGAACCGGCUAAACAAACCUCUCCAGCUGAAAGUCAAGAAAGUGGAGGAUCUGCUUCUGCGUUCCUGAAAAAUAUAGCUGAACAGCACAAAGAGAAGGAGUGUAGUACGGAAGUAUCCAGCUCUGCACAAACAGUCGAUAAGCCUGAACAAGAUGACAACCCCCUGUUUUCUGGGAAGAUAAACGCAUUUAGUUUUGCAGACUUGGCGAAAUCCUCACAGGGCGAGUUUCAGUUUGGUCAGAAGGAUCCCAAUUUCAAAGGUUUCUCCCGUGCUGGAGAGCAGCUGUUUUCCUCGUUUCAGCCUGAGACAAAAGCAGACACCUCUUCAGAUCAAAAUGAGGAGGGUAUGUACAAAACCGAGGAAAAUGAUGAUAUUCAGUUUGAGCCUGUAGUUCAGAUGCCUGACAAAGUGGACCUUGUCACUGGAGAGGAGGAUGAAGAAGUGCUUUAUAGCCAGCGUGUCAAGCUCUUCCGAUUUGAUCCUGCUGCUAGUCAGUGGAAAGAACGAGGUGUUGGCAAUAUUAAAUUCCUUAAGAACAAUCAAAAUGGAAAACUAAGAGUACUCAUGAGAAGAGAUCAGGUCCUCAAAGUAUGUGCCAACCAUUGGAUCACCACUACUAUGAACUUGAAGCCCCUUUCUGGGUCAGAUAAGGCUUGGAUGUGGCUAGCUAAUGACUUCUCCGAUGACGAUGGCAAGUUAGAGCAACUUGCAGCUAAAUUCAAGACAUCAGAGUUAGCAGAAGAAUUUAAGCUGAAGUUUGAGGAAUGUCAAAGGCUACUUUUAGACAUACCUUUGCAGACCCCUCAUAAGCUUGUUGAGAGUGGGAGAACUGCUCAUCUUAUUCAGAAAGCUGAGGAGAUGAAGUCUGGUUUGAAAGAUCUGAAAUCGUUCUUGACAGAUGAAAAACCAAAGCUCAAAGAAACUGAAGGUCGUGUCAGCACAACUGCUGAUAGUUCAAGCUUUAAAAUGAAUGCAGAGGUUACUGGUACUACUUUGGAGUGGGAUAACUAUGACUUGCGAGAAGAAACCCAUGACAAUAGUACAGACACCUCAGUCUAUGCUUCUCCAUUAGCAAGCAGUCCUGUUCAAAGAAAUUUGUUCCGGUUUGGAGAAUCAACUUCUGGUUUCAGCUUCAGUUUCCAGCCUAUUCUAAGUCCAUCCAAAUCCCCCACAAAACUGAAUCAGAGCAGAGGUUCUGUUGGUACUAAUGAGGACUCUGACGUGACUCAGGAUGAAGAGAGAGAUUGCCAGUACUUUGAGCCAGUAGUUCCUUUACCUGAUCUUGUAGAAACAUCUACUGGUGAGGAGAACGAGCAAGUGGUGUUCAGCCACAGAGCCAAACUGUAUCGUUAUGAUAAAAACUUAAGUCAAUGGAAGGAGAGGGGCAUCGGAGACAUCAAAAUCCUACAAGACUAUAGUACAAAGCGUGUGAGACUUGUCAUGAGGCGGGAUCAAGUGCUAAAACUGUGCGCCAACCACUGGAUUAGCCCCAAUAUGAAGCUUGAACCAAUGAGUGGAACAGAAAGGGCAUGGAUUUGGAGUGCUAUGGAUUUUACAGAGCCUGAAGGGAAAAUGGAACAAUUGGCUGUUCGUUUUAAGCUUCAAGAAGUAGCCAACUCCUUUAAAGAGAUUUUUGAUAAGGCUAAGAACGUUCAGGAGAGUCAGUCUUUGAUCACUCCUGUCUCCCCAAGAGAAACCACCCCACGUGAAACUCGCUGUGGUGAAGCUGCUAUUGCUGUUCUUGAAGAGAUCAUUAGGGAACGCACUGACUUGACUCCUCAGAGUUGCCACUCCAUAGAGAGUACUGCCUCUACUGCAAAAGUAGUAGUUUCUCCACCAAAAUUUGUUUUUGGGUCUGAUUCUGUCCAAAAAAUCUUUGGAAGCCCUCCAUCUUCUAAAGAAAAGGUGCCUAGUGUGAAGAUUACCACCACGAAGAUGACCGGCGCCAGCUCAUCAGCUUGUAAGGCUGAUGGCACACUGUCCCAGCCUAUUCCAGUCCAAAGGUCCCCGUUUAAAGUUCCUGAGAGAGGAUUGGAUUUUAGGCUUUUCAAAGAUAACCCUAUGGCUUUUUGGACCAGCACAUCAUUCAACCAAUUUGAACCCCAAGCUACUGCCGGUCAGGUGGCAAAAGAAGCAUUUGCGAGAGGGGAUGCUGUAGAAUCUGCUGAUCCUGAAGAGGUCCAAGUUGUUUUUGCGCGGGAACCUACGGCUGAGCAGAAGAAACUGGCCCAAGACCUUAUGCUGCCCCUCACCUUCUUCUGCUACCAGAACGACCCUAGCUACUGCAGUGAUGACCAGGAGGAUGAUGAAGACUUUGAAACUGCCGUGAAGAAACUUAACGGGAAGUUGUAUCCUGACUCGCCUCAGGACACAAGAGCCACAGUGUCUCAGCCUCGCUUGCAAGAGAAGGACCCUGAUUGUCUUGUCAUUUGGGAGAAAAAACCAACCCCUCAGGAAGAGCAGAAGGCGCGACGUCUCCAGCUUCCUCCCACCUUCUUCUGCGGUCUCGGUAGCGACACAGAGGCCGAGAAGGAUAAGACAGAGGACUUCGAAACCGAAGUCAAACGAGUACAAGAAGAGAUGCAGAAGCAGAAGGGAGCCGUGAAUGUGGAGGCUACUAUCUCCAGCAGCAUUAGCACCAGCGCAGAUGGCAGCUCCUCUGUGGUGCCUGUCCUUGAAUGUCGGCCAGAUUUCUCUAGUGCUGCCCUGCCUGUCCUUAGUCCAAUCGAUCUGUCCACCAAGAAGAGUGGAGAGCCGGACUCUGGCAGCUCUGAACCUUUUGGAUUUCAUUCUGCUGGUGGGUUUUCAUUCGCAGACCUGGCUAAAAGUUCUUCUGAAUUUGCAUUUGGGAAAAAAGAUUCAAACUUCACCUGGGCGAAUACUGGAGCUGCAGUGUUUGGGGCAGCUACUAUGCCCCAAAAGGAGGGGGAGGAUGAGGCCAGUGGUGAUGAAGAUGACACCAGCAAUGUGGAAAUUCACUUUGAGCCUGUUGUUUCAUUGCCAGAGGUGGAGACCAAGUCUGGUGAAGAAGAUGAGGAGAUCCUGUUUAAGCAGCGGACUAAGCUGUACCGCUGGGACAGAGACCUGAACCAGUGGAAAGAGCGCGGUGUAGGUGACAUCAAGAUCCUCUUCAAUCCUCACAAGCAUUACUACCGGGUGCUUAUGAGACGUGAACAGGUGCUCAAAGUGUGUGCCAACCACACCAUCACCAAGGCCAUGGACCUCAAACCCAUGAAUAUCUCCUCUAAUGCUUUUGUUUGGACUGCCACGGACUAUGCAGAGGGUGAGGCAAAAGUCGAGCAGCUGGCUGCCAAGUUCAAGACUCCAGAGCUGGCUGAGUCUUUCCGGAAGAAAUUUGAGGAGUGCCAGAAUCAAAUAUCCCAGGAGGAGACUUCCCUGUUGUCCUGUGUGCAAGAGUUGUCCCAAGAGAGCAACCCAGUGGUGUACUUCACGAUCUCUGCAGACGACCAGACACUGGGCAGGCUUACCAUGGAGCUCUUUGCCCAUAUUGUCCCCAAGACUGCAGAGAACUUCAGGGCACUAUGCACUGGAGAGAAGGGUCUUUCUUACCGCAACUCCAUUUUCCAUAGGAUCAUCCCUGAGUUCAUGUGUCAGGGAGGUGACAUCAUCAAUCAAAAUGGCACUGGUGGAAAGUCCAUCUAUGGGGACAAGUUCGAGGAUGAGAACUUCGACGUGAAGCAUACAGGGCCUGGUAUACUGUCCAUGGCAAACCGGGGCCGGGACACCAACACCUCCCAGUUCUUCAUCACACUGAAGAAAGCAGAACAUCUGGACUUCAAGCACGUGGCAUUUGGUUUCGUUAAGGAUGGAAUGGAUGUACUAAAUCAGAUGGGAAGUCUGGGCUCUGACAAUGGCACACCAAAUAAAAAGAUAGUCAUUUCUGAUUGUGGACAGCUUUAGUAAUUAGCUGAAUGAGCAUUUUGCUAAAUCAACACUUAGGGCUCUGUGUCCCUUUUUGUCAAUUUCAGAUGUAUUUGUGUGUAAAAUGUAUAUGGAUCACUAUUUUUUAUAAUUAGGUUUAAUUGCAUGUUGUAAUAAGGCCGGAGAUAAGUUGUUCAGAAUCUCCCUAAUCUUGUUGAAGUCUUAAUGCAUUUCAAUUAAAGGAUGAAACUGCUUUUGAGGUUGAAACUUGA